Notodromas monacha is the source of this 961-nucleotide messenger RNA. NCBI's taxonomy places the organism in Eukaryota, Metazoa, Arthropoda, Ostracoda, Podocopida, Cyprididae. The record is from the annotation of a GenBank genome assembly.
UUUGUUUAUUUCAGGUACAGUAUCUUCUUAAUACAGUAUAUUAUUUUUGUGUGUGUGCCAGAGCUGCGUUUUUUGUUCCGUUUAUGACAUGAGGCCAGGGUUCACACCGAGAGGUGGGUUUGGGGACCGAGGCGGCGGCGGUCGCGGGGGAUUCGGCAGAGGCGGCGGACGAGGUGGUUUUGGCCGCGGUGGCGGCGGUGACCGUGGUGGCUUCCGAGGGCGAGGUGGCGGCGGUGGAAGAGGUAGAGGGACUCCACGAGGUCGGGGCGGAAGAGGAGGUGGUUUUGGAGCUGGGAGAAAUGUGGUGGUGGAACCACAUCGGCAUCCCGGAGUAUUCAUCGCCAAGGGCAAGGAACAGGCAUUGCUCACUCGCAACAUUGUGCCCGGGGAUUCCGUGUACGGCGAAAAGCGCAUUUCAGUUGAUGGGGACGUGGAGGGAGAGAAGGUCGAGUACCGCGUGUGGAAUCCGUUUCGAUCGAAACUCGGAGCUGCCAUUUUAGGCGGCGUGGACGCCAUUAACAUGCCACCCGGUAGCAAAGUGCUUUAUCUCGGUGCAGCCUCUGGAACGACGGUGUCGCAUGUGUCGGACAUUGUUGGACCGGCGAAUUGCAUUGACUCGACAGCUGAGCCGGAAGCGGUUUUCGCCGGGGAAGUGAAGAAGUUGCAGUCGGAGAAACUACGUCCGUUGGAGCAGUUGACAUUGGAGCCUUAUGAGCGUGAUCACGCCGUUGUUGUUGGUGUUUACCGUGUUGCGAAAAAGAAUAAGAGCACGGGUUAACGCUGAAACGGGCUUUACGAAUUCCAGGAUGGCAGAAAUUCGGUUUUUGAGGUAUCCUCGAUUUUUUGUCUGUUAUUUGAUACCUUGAAUGAUGCUUAGGAGUCUCCGAAAAGAAAGGGACUUCUUCGAACUUCUGCGUGGAAUUUGCUGACGGAAUGAAGCAAACCGUUGUUGACCUGAAAA